This is a messenger RNA of Fusarium graminearum PH-1, 801 nucleotides long. RefSeq lists its product as uncharacterized. The coding region runs from base 1 to 801 and encodes 266 amino acids. The record is from RefSeq and is a predicted model, not a curated record. The transcript is spliced from 3 exons. NCBI's taxonomy places the organism in Eukaryota, Fungi, Ascomycota, Sordariomycetes, Hypocreales, Nectriaceae.
AUGGCCUCCGAACUACCCCCCAAUGCUCUCGGCAACCUUGCCUCUUCCAUCAAGAACAUCGUCACUGGCGUACCCCUAGAGGAGAAAUCCGAGACCGAGGUGCAAGCCACCAACGUUGACAAGACCAAGGCCAAGACUCUUGAUCGCACCGUUGACAAGACCGUCGAGACCACCGACGAUGCCACCGUCCACAAGGAAAAGGUCGCACCAGUCCUCCACGAGGAUGUCAAGUCUCACCAGCACGAAAAGGUUGACACUGAGAUCGACCACGAAAUCCACCAGGACCACUACCACACCACUGUCCAACCUGUAAAGGACAAGAACGUUCUCCCUACCAAGCAUGUCUACAAGGAGAACGAGUUUGAGGAGGAGAUUGACCAUCGUAACAACGAGGCCAAGAUCAAGGCCCAGGAGGAGGCUGCCAAGAUUCACGACGAGAAGAAUGUCCAUGACACUACCAAGUCAAAGGAGUAUGUUCCUGCCAAGGAGCAGGAGCAUGUUCAUCACCACCUUCACGAGACUAUUCAGCCCGUCAUCGAGCGAGAAACCGUUCAACAAAAGGUCAUCCACACCAAGAACAAGAUCCACGAGAAGGAACAGCUGAACGACGAAUUCCACGAAGCCACCGUCGCACCUGCCAUUUCCAUGGCCGAGUUCGAGAAGGAGGGCGGCGUCCAGAAAGGUACCACCACUACCAAGGACGUUGAGUUUCCCGUGUCCAGCGUCAAGUCCAAGAAGAGAGAGGCUCUGACUGGUGAGAUUGACGAGUCUUCUAAAAUUGGGUACUCAGAAUCUAUCUAG